AAAGACCACAGACUUAAUAAAGAUUAAACAAACACCAAGUGAAGUGACCAAGACCCAGAGUAUCAAUAAUAUUUUUUCCAAUAGUUUCUCUCUCUAAACCCUGUUCACAUUUCUCUCUCUUACCACAAACAUGGCGGGUCAGUCAGAAGGGUGCUGCAGGUGCUGCUUCAGCUUCAUAUUCUCGCUCGGCCUCACAGCCCUCUUCAUGUGGCUGAGCCUCCGCACCACCAACCCCAAGUGCACCAUCCGCUCAUUUUACCUUCCUGCCCUCAACCGGACCCUAAACGACACCAAAAACAACACCCUCUUCGUCACCCUCCGCCUCAAGAACACCAACAAUGACAAGGGAGUUUUCUACGACGCCGUCAACCUCACCUUCCGGCUUCAGCCCAACGCCACCGCCAAGCCCGUAGCAACUUCUGCUGUGCCCCGGUUCUACCAAGGCCACCAGAAGACGGCCACCAAGAACGUGGUCGUGGGCCCCCAAGAGGGGCUCAACUGGACCGCGGUGUCCAGUGGGGUCCAACCCAAUGGGAGUGUGAAUUUCAGGGUGGAUUUGGCCACUGCUGUGAGGUUCAAGAUCAUGUUUUGGAAGACCAAGAGGCACAGGCUGAAUGUUGGGGCUGACGUGCAGGUCAAUGACUCCGGUGGGAAAGUCAACAAGAAGGAUAUCAAGCUCUCUGCCGCACCAGAUCAUCACCUGAUUGGCUUCUUUUCUGGGCAGGUCGGGAUUUUGUCCAAUUUCUUGGUUUUGAUUUUGCUCAAUUUUUUGUGAUUUAUUUUUUAUUUCGUUGAUUUGCAUUCAGUGCUAUUUUUUGGAAAGCUCCGGAUCCCUUCUACUAAAUUCUCCCAAUCAAUCAAUUCGAAUUCUUGAAAUUUAAACUAAAAGUUAAAGUUAUUAUAAAUUUUAAAAGAAUUUCUGUUUGUAAUCGUUCGAUCAAAUUUUAAGGACCGGAUUGAUUAAUUAAGAGGAUUUGAUGGAAAAGAUCCGGAAAUGAUCCAUUUUCCUAUUUUUUCA
This is a messenger RNA of Pyrus x bretschneideri (Chinese white pear), 1018 nucleotides long. Its product is annotated as protein NDR1-like. Bases 131 to 775 code for a protein of 214 amino acids. The transcript has a single exon. Gene Ontology annotation, biological process: defense response to other organism. NCBI's taxonomy places the organism in Eukaryota, Viridiplantae, Streptophyta, Magnoliopsida, Rosales, Rosaceae. The record is from RefSeq and is a predicted model, not a curated record.